AUGUCUGGCAAGGGUGCAAAGGGCCUGUCCGGCAAGGGUGCCAAGGGUACCAUCGGCAUCAAGGGCGCUGGCGGCGACAAGAAGAAGCCCAUCUCCCGCUCGGCGCGUGCCGGCCUGCAGUUCCCCGUGGGCCGUAUCCACCGUCUGCUCAAGGGCCGCGCCACCGCCAACGGUCGUGUGGGUGCCACCGCCGCCGUGUACACCGCCGCCAUCCUGGAGUACCUGACCGCCGAGGUGCUGGAGCUGGCUGGCAACGCCUCCAAGGAUCUCAAGGUGAAGCGUAUCACCCCCCGCCAUCUCCAGCUUGCUAUCCGCGGUGAUGAGGAGCUGGACACGCUGAUCAAGGCCACCAUCGCGGGCGGCGGCGUCAUCCCCCACAUCCACAAGUCCCUCAUCAACAAGCAGGGCAAGAAGGAGGGCUUCCCGCUCAUGCCCCCCCUGUAA
Molecule: messenger RNA, 444 nt
Organism: Chlorella variabilis
Lineage: Eukaryota; Viridiplantae; Chlorophyta; Trebouxiophyceae; Chlorellales; Chlorellaceae
Exons: 5
Coding region: 1-444 (147 amino acids)
Cellular component (GO): nucleosome
Molecular function (GO): DNA binding; protein heterodimerization activity; structural constituent of chromatin
Source: RefSeq, a predicted model, not a curated record